AUGGAAUGAAGCCAACACUUUGGACGCGUUCAAUGAGAAAGUACAGCACUGGGUGCUGGAACGCAGGAAGGAUGAACGGGGGCUCCUGGGACCGAAGCUCCUGGGCGCCAUGGACGAGGACAGUCAACAGUGGCAGGAGGCAAAGAAGAUUCCCAUCGAUGUUCUGACCAAGGACGACGGUGCAACAGAAUUAGUCGAGAAGCUGAAG
Messenger RNA from Prorocentrum cordatum, 208 nucleotides. NCBI's taxonomy places the organism in Eukaryota, Dinophyceae, Prorocentrales, Prorocentraceae. The record is from the annotation of a GenBank genome assembly.